CGGUUAUACUUUAUAUUGUCAAAUAUACAACAUCUGGAGCCUUAUUAUCUAUCGCGGUGUCGCUGAUUCUUGACUUCAUGUAUGGCCCGUCGACCCACCCCACCUCAUUCAAAGACUUCUUUUCACCCACCCAAUGACCCUGCAACUUAUCGCGACUUGCUCCUGUUUGAAGAGCGAUUAAAGACAAAUGCUGCAAAUUUGCAACGUAGAAAGUCUCGUUAUCAGUUAUUUCUAGGACAACUUAUACUCGUUAUUGGAUUCUUACUUUCGGAGGUUCUCUUGCAGACCGCCUUCCUUACUAUGCCUUACAAGCUCGUGCUUCAGAAGGCUCUACCGGAGAUCUACACUGUCGACAAAGAGGUCACCCCUCAUCCGCACCUUGCGUCAGGUUUACUAUUCGUAUCUGUGACCACUCUAGUCUUGUUCUUUGCUAGUGGUAUGUAUUCUGAAAAAAUCGCGUACGCUAAUCGAUAUGUUCCUCACGCUAACAAAGCUUUGCGAAAUUUUAACAUGUAUUUAAACAUGCGCACACCUUCGUUACGCUCAAAAAUCUCCUUCAACCCGCUGUCGUUUCUAUUUCCUCGACCUGCACCAAUUCCACCCGACUCUGGAUCCAGGCAGCACUCUCCCACCCGAGCAAACGUCGAGCGGAACUCGUCUAUCCCCAUUUCUCCUAUACCUCCGUCAAGCAAUCCGCGUGGUGAACUCAUAUUCUCCUCUCGAGUGGAUCGCCCGUUUCGUGAGUCGUACGAGCGUUACCGUUCCGCAUUUGAGCGGAAACGGGACGAGCGCGAGCGGACGGCUGCAUCCAAAACAUGGAUCGGAUGGAUUCGUUUAAAGAUGCCUUGGAAUAAAGGCUAUCCUCCGCCAGCGAUGUAUCCCGCAGGAACAACCCCAUUGCGCACACCGUCGUCCUCGUUGAGAGGGCGGGCCUCUGGAAGUUCAGGACCAACGCCCACCUCGUCUAGGCGGUCGAGUCCAAUGCCUGGCAGCUCAAGGAGUAGGACGCCUCCUACCCGUCCGCCUUUUCCGGGAGGAGCUCGCAACGAGGGCAGAGGCAGUGAAUAAAAUGCCUAGGGCUGGAAGGGUGAUGAGUCAUUGCCGUCUACGGUUUUUCAUAAGGGCCCAGGUCUCAAAGCAUGCGAUCCGCACGAUUUUCAUGCCUAGCCUUUCCUUUGCUGCGUAGGUUACGGCCAAGUAUUGUGAAAGAUGCGGAUAAUAAAGAACUGGGGUAUUGGUGAAUCCUUGGUCCGAAUCUCACUAUACACGGACAAUGGAUCCGCAGACAGUGUAGGAGUCGCAUUC
Messenger RNA from Serpula lacrymans var. lacrymans S7.9, 1305 nucleotides. RefSeq lists its product as uncharacterized. Lineage: Eukaryota; Fungi; Basidiomycota; Agaricomycetes; Boletales; Serpulaceae. Bases 82 to 1068 code for a protein of 328 amino acids. Gene Ontology annotation, molecular function: protein phosphatase regulator activity. Gene Ontology annotation, cellular component: cytoplasm; Nem1-Spo7 phosphatase complex. The record is from RefSeq and is a predicted model, not a curated record. The transcript is spliced from 3 exons.